Leguminivora glycinivorella is the source of this 8738-nucleotide messenger RNA. It is a transcript of the gene Set2, whose product is annotated as probable histone-lysine N-methyltransferase CG1716. Gene Ontology annotation, molecular function: histone H3K36 methyltransferase activity; protein binding. The record is from RefSeq and is a predicted model, not a curated record. Gene Ontology annotation, biological process: regulation of DNA-templated transcription. The transcript is spliced from 20 exons. The coding region runs from base 159 to 4994 and encodes 1611 amino acids. Gene Ontology annotation, cellular component: chromosome; nucleus. NCBI's taxonomy places the organism in Eukaryota, Metazoa, Arthropoda, Insecta, Lepidoptera, Tortricidae.
AGAAAAUAUAGCUCGCUUCUCUAAUUUAUUUUAUAUACUUAUUUGAUGUAUUACCAGCAGUAAUAGUAGUGCUAUUUACAUAAUUCCAAUGACUUUAAAGAACAUUGCUAGAUUAAGAAAGUAAUGGUUGAUUGUUACCGUGCUGAGCAAGCGGCACGAUGGCAAGGCGAAAGAAAGCAGCAGCGAAGCCCGCGACGCGGAAGAUGCCUCGGCGGGGAAAGGCGGCGGCCGCGGCCGCGACCGUGGAAGGCGAGUCGUCUGCCGCCGUCGAACCUCCUCCUGAAAAGCCCACCGAGCUAGAGCCGCCCGUAGAACCGACGCCCGCCACAGACUCUCAACCAUCUGUCUCCCAAGACUCCCAAACUAAUCAGACACCAAAACCGACAGUACCCACUGUAGUACUUCAUAAGAAAUUCGGCAAAUAUAGAUGCCUUUUCAAUAACGAGGAUUCAUUUACUAGAAAAUAUGACUUGGGAAGUGAUAGUGAAACUAAUAGUAGUGUAGAAAUCAGGGUUGUUGACCCCUGUGCUAGCUCAGAAUCUGAUUCAAAUGCAGCAGCAGAUACACAGUCAGAAAACUGUAGUGUAGUGACUAAUUUUAGUUCUUUGAACAAUGUCAAGCACCUGAAUGACACAAAUACCAUGUCAGAAACAACAACAAAUGCUGUGCUUCCAUUAGUGAAUGAAAUACCAAUGCCAAGUGAAGCCCUUUUGACUGAACUACCUCCAACAUCUGAAAUACCUCUACCAGUUGAACCACCUAAAGCUUCCAUAGAACCUGUGCUAUGUAAGACAUCUGAGCAUAGUCAAAUCCCAUUGUUAUCUGAAUCAACAUCAAUGGGGGGAAAUGAAAACUUACUAGUUGGUAUUACAUUGCCAUCUGAAAUCCCCUUACCAGUAGGAGCUCCAACUUCUUCAGAGCAACCUUUUGAAAUUGAAGCAUCUUUAACCUCCGAAAUACCGUUUCCUGCAGAGCCGGCUCAACCUAGCAUACCAUACCCUUCAGAUGCAAUACCAGGCUUGUCAUUGGCCACAGGAGUUGCUUUACCAGUUGGUAUUCCACUUUUAAAUGAUAUACCAAUGCCUGAAGCACCAGCAACUGAAAUCAGUAUGAAUCAUGUACCUGAAGCAGCUACAGCAGAAACAAAGUCAGAAGUUACAUGUAAUCCACCGGCUGAAUACUCAAAUACGGUAAAAGAGAAUAUGAACCCAGACAUUCCAAGUGAACAGGAACCAAUGGAGUAUGGAGGGGAUGAAGAAGAGCUCAUUACUAUUGUUCAGAUAGUUGAAGAUGACAACCAAGAGCUUUACUAUAAUAUCAAUAUGGAUAGCCCAGAUGAAACAACAGAAAAGAAAGAACAGGAUGGAGAGUUUCAAAAACACUUUGAGAAACUUAACAUAACUGCUCCAAGUGCUGGAUCUAUGGAUGGUUCUCAACCUGGACCUAAAGUACAAAUGCCUGAGCUGUUAUCUAGGCCAGACCCAAGUUUGACACCUAGCUCCAUUGUAUCUGAUGACAGUAACUCUUCAAGAGUUGUUGAAACAGUUGCAAAUGCAACUGACUCCAUAGAAUCUUCCCCUACGGGAGUUAGACGUUCAAGUAGAAUAAAGACUAUUAGUAGCCAAAAACAAAAAUCAAAAGGCUAUGGUUUAGUGAAGACUCCAUUAAAGAAAGCUUUGAUUACACAAACAAAACUUAAGCUUGAAGAGAACAACUCAGAUAGUCAAGAAAAAUCAGGAGAUACAGCAAGUAGCAUUGCUCCUAAUUCUCCUUCCUUCCCAGUGCCUUCAGACCUACCCGUCAAAGUCAAAUCAAGAUGGCGUCGGUCUAGUGAGCUAGAAAUGGGUGCUAAUUCUCCAGCAAACUCACCGCUGGCUAGCCCCAGUUUACCACAGCGGUUGCAACCAGUACCUGAAGCUCAAAACCCAGAAGACCAAACACUGACAUUAAGUAAAGAAGCAUAUGACAAAAUUAUAGAUGAGAGAAUGAGACAAUUUCAGCACUUGGAUGAGAAUGAGUAUUUGUGUGAACGAAUGAUCAGUAAGGAUACAAAGAAGAUGAUUUGUGACUGUUUUAUGACCAAAGAGGAGAUUGAGAGGGGAGAACUAGGCUGUGGAGAAGACUGUCUAAAUAGACUGCUUAUGAUUGAAUGUAACUCCCGAUGUCCUGUGGGUGACCGUUGUACAAACAGAAGGUUCGAGAGGCGAGAGAAUGGUGCGCUGAAAGUGUUCUAUGCGGACAAGAAAGGUUGCGGUGUGGAAGCCGCUGAUGACAUUCCAGCAGGCGAAUUCCUCAUGGAAUAUGUAGGCGAAGUGUUAGACUACGACCAAUUCUACAAGCGCGCACAGACCUAUUCUGACGAGAACAACCUUCACCACUACUUCAUGUCUUUAAAAGGCGACACGGUUAUCGACGCGACCAUGAAAGGCAACAUAUCCCGCUUUAUCAAUCACUCCUGCGACCCGAACGCUGAAACGCAGAAGUGGACGGUGAACGGAGAGCUCAGAAUAGGGUUCUUCAGUAAGAGAGAUAUCGCUGUUGGGGAGGAGAUCACGUUUGAUUACCAAUUCAAACGGUUUGGAAAAGAGGCGCAGCGCUGCUACUGCGGGGCCGAUGCUUGCCGCGGCUGGAUCGGUGCCGAACCCGACUCCGAUGACGAAGAUGAAGAGGAGGAGGAAGACGACGUGUCGACGACGAAGGUUCCGGCGGCCGUGUCCGUGGAGGCGCCGGCGGCCGCGGAGGCGCCGCGCGCGCGCCCGCGCCGGCCCCGCGACCGCCAGUACAAGCCCAAGGUCGACCUCGUGCAGGACGCCGACAUUGAAGAAGACCUGGAAGCGUUACACCGCACCGGGGUGAAGAACCAGAGCCACACGCUGCGCCUGUCGCGUACAGUCGUCCGCGCAAAAACGCGCCGCGCGCAGGUCGCUCUACUGCGGCUCCUGCGCGACGCCGACCUGCCGUGUCGCCGCCUGUUCCUCGACUACCGCGGCCUGAGGCUGCUGGCGCCCUGGUGCACCGACGCUCCCAUGGACUUCCGACUCGAGAUGCUACAGACGGUGGACCGUCUGCCCAUAACGAACAAGACCAUGGUGUCCGAGAGUCGAUUCUUCACCAUCGUCGAGCGGUGGCUUAGCGACACGCCCACUCCUGACGUCUUCAUCGAUGAAUCCACUGGUUUGCCAGUAGAACUGUCGAACAAGCCACAAGAUGAGAAUACAGACGUCAGUUCAGUCUUGGAGAAAGUCAAAGAUCUAUCUAGCCAACUACUAGAAAGAUGGUCUAGUCUAAAGGAGGCCUUCAAAAUCCCCAAAAAGGAGCGCAUCCAACAAAUGAAAGAGCACGAGCGUCAAGCCAACGUGGAGCGGCGCGCCGCAGACUCGAGCGGCUCCCGCGACCGCGAGCGGCGCGACGAGCGGGAACGCGAACGCGAUAGAGAGCGCGACCGGGACCGCGAGCGGGAGCGAGAGAGGGAGAGAGAUAGGUAUCGGGAACGAGAGCGUGAUAGAGACAGGGACAGAGAUGAACGGGACAGAAGAAAAAGAAGAAGCAGCCCUGAAGCCAGGAGAAGUAUAAGGAGCAGUCGGGUCCUAGCCACAGUGCCGCCUAUGAGCAAAGAGGAGCGGCGACGAGCAUUUGCCGAAGCGGCUGCCGCGGCCGAAGAUUCUCGAAGACAACGGGAACAACACUAUGCUCACUACUGGCCCGAGCAAGCCUUCCCUCAGAUGUUCCCACCGGGAAUGAUGGGCGGGCCGCCCAACAUGCUCGGCGGCAUGCCGCCGGGAAUGCCCCCGGGCAUGGCGGGCAUGCCGCCCGGGAUGCCGGGGAUGCCCGGGAUGCCGGGGAUGAUCCCGGGCAUGCCGCCCGAUGUACCUCCUGAGUGGAUCGGGCCGACGGGCGAGUUUCAGGGCCCGCCUGGCUUUUGCCCGCCGUUCGGAGGACCGCAGCAGUUCUGCAUGCAACAAGCCAAUAUGAUGGGCAUGGGCGGUUACGGGAUGCCCGGGUUCAUGUUCGGGCAGCAGAUGCCGCCUAACGCCUUCCCGAACGCGCCGCAAGCCGACGCCAUGUUGCCACAGGUAGCGGAACAACCGCCAGGAGAAGUGAUCCUGCCUUCGCUCUGGCGGUCGGCGCAGGACCAGCGCGGGCGCACCUACUACUACCACGUCAAGCUGCGCCAGCCGCAGUGGCUGCCGCCGCCGCCGCCUGCGGCCAAUGGAGAUGAGAGUUCAUCGGAGGAGGAAGCCGAGAUGCCCGCCGAGACGCCGGCCGUGAGACGGCAAGGCAAGGUCGUCGAGGGCGUCAACGGAAUCAUUUAUGAAGUGGUAAAAGAGGGUCACAACGGGCUGAUCCCCGACCACGCGCUGGUGAGCGUCAAGCCGAGGAAGCGGCGCCCGGGGCUGGUCUCGGAGCGACCCAUCAGUCCUCGAACGGAAGAGGACAAGUUAGCAGGACGAAUGGAAGUGAAGCGUUACAAGCAAACGAAAGAAAAGCUCCGGCGGCGGCGUGAAAAGUUGUUGAAUAAGGUGCGACAGCUGGCGCAACGAUCAAGGAAACCUAACGUUGAUGAACUAAAGAUCGUGGACCUCGCCGAAACCGACUCAGAUUCCGAAGCCUCAGCCGAAGAGACCGAACCAACGCCAGUCGCAGUAGUCGAGCCUGAACCCGUACCAGUUCCUUCUCCCCCCGUCGACGCUGAAGAGGCCGCACGGAAACUCAAGGAACAGUUCCGAAGUAGCAUGGCACGGGUUAUGGUGCAUCAUCUCAACCCGUAUCGGCAUUCUGACGCUCCUGCUGGUCGAAUUACCUGCACGGCUGACUUCAAACAUCUCGCUAGGAAGCUAACCCACUUCGUGAUGCUAAAAGAACUCAAACACUGUCGGUCCGUGGACGAGCUAGUCGUCACCGACUCCGUCCGGUCCAAGGCCAAGGAGUUCGUCAAGAAGUACAUGACCAAGUUCGGCAAGGUCUACCGCCGCCCCGCCGAGGAGGCCGACUAGCGCUUGCUGCGGGGCGCCGAACCCCGCGAACAAACCUAACUACUGUAAGUUGCUACACUUGGCCGUCAAGCCACGUUAUGGCUAUAUGACUAAGUUGCGAGCGACAGAGACGCCCAACACUGGUUUACUCCUAACUACUGUCAGUUGCCUGGACCUUUGCCGUUGAACGUCACCAUGAUAUUAGUGAUUCUUGACUAUUUAGCUAAGCUGCGAUUGAGCAUCGGUGUCUAUUCAGCGUUUACUGUAAGCCUAGACUGUCGUCGAGCGUUACUAUUAUAUUGGUGACAUGUGUGUUUACUAGUGUAUUUUGAUUGUUAGUGUCUAUUCAGCAUUGUGGAAUGCAUCAUGUAGUGUCGCUGCGAAGUUACGCUAACGUAACAUUGAGUAAGAGCCCCAUGCCUACGCUUCGGAGACGGUAGUUGGGUGCGGCCCUUAGGGUGCGUGCACCAAAUCGUGUGUUACCGUGCGUUGACAAACUUGGAAAAUUUCGUAGAUCUCUGCUGCGUGACCGGGAUCAGUGUUGUGAACUGUGGUGCAACUGACCUUUAUUGUGCUCACUGGAUGUCAAGAAGUAUAUGAAGAUGUUUAGCAUGGUAUAUUCACUCUAGGCCACUAUGCUUAGAUGGCAGAUUGGCAAUGGCCGGGUACAAUCGAAUAUAAACCAGUGGUUUGUACCAGUAGAACUAUUUACAAGAUUUAUAGGCUGUCAUACUUGCUAUACAGCUUUAAUAAAAACAUACAGAUUGAUUCACAAGAGCUGGCACGAAUUGAAUGAACAAAACAUUGAUUCUAUGAGUGAAACCUGCAGGGUUAGCACAUGAUUGCCGCGAGAGUAUGUCGCCGCGAGAUAGACUACCCGUCCUUGUGUCAUAGAAGAAGACAUGUGAUCUAUCUCGCGCCGGCAUACUCUCGCGGCAAUCAUGUGCUAACCGUGCUGUAUCGAUAUAUACAGUCGUAACUGUCAAGAGCAACCAUUUUAUUAGAUAAAAUUAUCACACACAUGCAUGUUUCAUUCACUCCUUCGUUCCAUUCGGGCUAGUUCUUCUGAAUUUACCUGUAUAAUAAAGAAACCAUAAAAUGUGAAUCGACACGAGUGGUGCGGAACAAAAUUAUGCGAAAGAUGUCUGUGAAGGAAAUAUUGUGUACAUUGGUAUCUAAAGACUGCACUUAUAGAAAGAAUAUUGUUAUGCGUAUACUUACUGAUUCAAAGGUUUUAAAUAUGAUUGUUAUGUCAUGGAGGAUUAUUUUGCUAAUCUCUAAUGUGUACAGUACAGAACGAUUCACAAGAGAUGGAAUGAACAGAAGAAACGAAUGAAAAAUAUCAUAUAUGUAUUUUCACGUGAGUACCACCUCCUUAUAGGAUAUCAGGCUACUAGACUUAUCAAUAGCUAUUGUGUUUUGACUCCAUAUACUUGUAUUUAAUUUCGCGCAUCGUUCAUUUCUUUGAAGUACACGACGAUUCACGAAUGGAAUUCAUGAACGAAUUAAAUUACAUCUGUCUAACAGUCAGAGUUACCAUUUCAUUGGUUUAUCUGUUACACCCAUGUAUCCCAUUCACUCAUUCAAUUCAUUCGUAAUUAAAAGAAGUUUUGAUUCUUCAGUGGCGACUUUGUAACGCGAUUUUUGACUAAUGCUAACUUUUAGAUUCAUUAGUCAUAUUUACUCAAUUAUGGUUAGGUAAUUUAAUCAAUUAUCAUUUUUUAUUUAUUGUGGCAGCGUAUUUGGAUCUGAUUAAAAUUCAAAUCACGUCUUCUAUUUUAAAUUUACAUCGCGAAAUGAUCUUGAUGUUAGUUCCUAAUUGUGAAUAUUGAAAUCUUUUACGUCUAUAAAAAUAAUAAUAAAUAAGUAAUCCUAAUUUUGAAUUAUUUUUAUAUUCGAACGGACAGUGCAACUGUAUGAUUGUAGUCUAACAUAUUCUAACCCCUUAUUCAUAAAAAUUCACUAAAGUUAUCACUUAGAUAAAGUUCGUUUGUCCCGUUCCGACGUAUUUGUGUGAUAGAAAAGGACAAGGUCAGGCCAAAGGACUUUAACAGUGUGAUAAAUUUAGUGAACAUUUAUGAAAAAGGGGGUAAAUAUAUUGAAUGUGACUUAUGUUACUCUGAUACUAAUUAGAGUAUAACUAAUUGAUUUGAAAAUUAUUUUAAUCAAAUAUUGAUUAAUUGAUUUUGCGGACCCUGGCGCGAGGCCGGGAAAACGCUAAGUUGAAGAAGAAGAUUGAUUCAUUGAUUUUGAAAGAUCCUAUAAAUCAAUAUACUAAAACGAGCGACUGAUGUAUCUACAUGUGCACAUUCACAUGAAAUGAAGAUAUCUAGCAAAAUAGCUGAAUAUAAACAAUUAAACAUAUUAUUAGAGUUUUUUGCUUGAAUUGAUUGAAGUUUUGAGUACUUUUGAGAUACAAACAAUUAUGUUUAGGUACUCAAAAACAUAAAAUGUUAGAUGUCCUUUCAAUCCAUAUCGCAUGGGGCGUCAAAUUGUAAAUAUAAAUAUAAGUCACUCCUCAUUUUUCUAAGUGUAGUAGUAUUUAGAUAGAUUAGAUUCUAAGUAUGUCUAAUUCAUGAAAUGUUCGCAUGCGUACAUGUCAGAUUAUUCUUGUAUACGCAGUAGCGAGUCAUGUACUCUAUAUUUUGCAAUUCAAGGUAUUUAUCACGUAUCGAAAUGAUCUCUAGUUCGACUGCAAUGUCUAGAAUUAUUCAAAUAUUACAACUCGAAUAUGAGAUACCCGCAUAUAAUAUUUUCCAAGUACAUACACAGUAUUAUGAGUUUUAUGAAUGAGUUAAAAGUAGUGGCCGAAUACACAGUAAUGGAUAAUGGAUAAGAGAUUCAUAUUAUUUUAUAAUUAAUAUCUAUAUUUUCUUUUUACUAGAGAAAAAGGUGAAAAAUGUGUGACAUGUUUGAAAAAAAUCCUGAAAUUUUGGCGGAAAUGACUGAAUGUUAUAUGAAAAUGUAUUUAAGAACUGACUUGUUCCUAUCUGUAUCACCGGGAGACUCGGAAAUCUUAGUCAUUUUAGACGUUAACCAAUUAUGUGAUCGUUUUUUGUUUUCAUUAUUCUGUUUUUUUUUUCUCCGAUUUGAAAAAUUAAGUAUGCGUUAUAUGAGUAAAGUAUAUAUUUUGAGUAAAUAUGUGGAAUGAUUUCAGUAAGUUAUUUUGGGAGAAUGGUAUGAAAACACCAAAAGCGAAGAUAUGUUGGAAAAGUGGGAUUUAAUAACUUUGUACCGGUCUCUUUUGCUGCUCUUAGUCUAACCAAAAUAAUGAGUAGUUUUAAAUCAUAUAAUAUUAUGUAUAAAAGUUACAAAAACACACUAUCAUAGGAUACAAAAUGCAAAAUCGAUGUCAGCUGAAUGUAAUUCCCAUCAGGGGGGCGAUUUUUGAAUCUCACAUACGGGAUUUUGUCACUAAAAUACCGGUUGAAAACGGUGACUUGCUUAUUAUUUUCAGUGACAAUUUUCUGAAUUCGAACGCGUGAGACUCAAAAAUCGGUCCCCUGUUCUAGUAUAGAAAUGUAAAAUCCUUAGGACAGAGAUAAAAAUCAUAAAGAGAGAGAGACAUUCUUUAAAAUGACUGGGAAAUGACAGUAGAGGAGUGCUGUAAAUAUUGUAAAUAAAACACUUCAUGCUAGACGCCUGUUCAAGUUGAUAGUGACAAUUUUUAUUUUUAUCAUUAGUACGUAUCGCUUGCUGUUUUUAUCAUUUUGAUGUGGCGAUGAGAUCGAGGCCGAAUGAACAAAUAAAAAUGUUAUCUUUUAA